Ipomoea nil (Japanese morning glory) is the source of this 807-nucleotide messenger RNA. RefSeq lists its product as uncharacterized. NCBI's taxonomy places the organism in Eukaryota, Viridiplantae, Streptophyta, Magnoliopsida, Solanales, Convolvulaceae. The record is from RefSeq and is a predicted model, not a curated record. The transcript is spliced from 3 exons. Bases 1 to 807 code for a protein of 268 amino acids.
AUGGACCAGGAAUUCAACGCCCUUUUACACAACGACACUUGGAAGCUUGUACUGGAUGAGCCACACAUGAAUGUGGUUGGUUGCAAGUGGGUGUUCCGCACCAAACGUAAUGCCGAUGGUUCUAUAGAACAAUACAAGGCUCGUCUUGUUGCGAAGGGGUUCAAUCAAGUUGCAGGCGAUGAUUUUUUCGACACUUUUAGCCUUGUGGUCAAACCGACCACCGUCCGCCUUCUGUUCUCUCUAGUUGUGUCACACAACUGGACUCUACGACAACUGGAUGUGCACAAUGCCUUCUUAAAUGGACAUUUAGCUGAGACGGUAUACAUGAAACAGCCACCGGGGUUUCUUAUCCUCCAAGACGGAUGUUUCCCUAUUCCACUACUCUGCUGGCACAUCCCGGGUAUACCUGCUUGUCGCCGUUAUAUGAAGGAUAUUCUGAACCGCGCUGGCAUGUCUGAUUGCAAACCGUUGGCCACACCGGCUGCUAUUACUCAACCUGUAUCACCCUCCGAUCAACCAUACGACAACCCAACUCAGUACCGGCGCCUCGUUGGAGCACUCCAGUACCUGACUAUCACUCGGCCGGACCUAUCCUACGCUGUCAAUCGCAUGUGUCAGUCCAUGCAUUCUCCAACUAAUGAUCACUGGGGUCUUCUGAAACGGGUUGUGCGGUAUAUCAAGGGCACCCUCGACUAUGGUUUACGCCUGUCUGUCUCUGCCUCCUCCGCCAUCCAUGCCUUUUCGGACUCGGAUUGGGCCGGGUGCCCGGCCGACAUGAAAAGUACGAGUGGGUAUGAUGUUUUCUAA